Molecule: messenger RNA, 549 nt
Organism: Cotesia congregata
Lineage: Eukaryota; Metazoa; Arthropoda; Insecta; Hymenoptera; Braconidae
Source: the annotation of a GenBank genome assembly
AUGUUGAUCGUCGCUAUCGUAUCUUGCUUGAUCGUCGGAUCAUAUGCUCAAUCCGAUUCAAGGGGAUCCUGUCUAAACUUCAUUGCAGUUGAUUUCGAUCCUUACCAAGGUGGUGGUGCAUGGUGGGAGUACGCAGCUACCUACGAUCCCUACUACGGUGAGCUAAGGUGCAUAAUUGAAAAUUGGGGUAUACCGGACGGUAAUAGAACUAGCUUGGUGACUACCGCAAUUGACGUAAAUACCGGCAAUCAAGUGGUAACCGAAAGCAGAUACACUAAAGACAGGUACAAUAAUAAGUUACACGUUGUUAGCCCCUUGCCACUCUUUGGAAGACAGACUAUUGACUUUUUUGAUAUGGAAGAUGUCUACAAUGAUUAUAUAAUAACCUCAUACUGUAUGAUCCAGGGUUCGAGAAGUGUGCCAGUUGUCCUUAUCCUGACUCGCUCACCGAAUCCAAGAACAAAUGUGAUUGCAAGAGCCCAACAAGUAGCCAGACGAAGGGGUGUACCAGUCGGCAAAUUUAUUCGCUUUGAUACCAAUUGUAACUAA